GUGCCCAGAUUAUUGAUUUGAUGAUGCUUGUAAUAGAUGUGACAAAAGGGAUGCAGACGCAGUCAGCAGAGUGCUUGGUAAUUGGGCAAAUUGCCUGCCAGAAGAUGGUGGUAGUUCUGAACAAAAUAGAUCUCCUUCCAGAGGGGAAGCGACAAAGUGCCAUUGAGAAGAUGACUAAGAAAAUGCAGAAGACCUUGGAAAAUACUAAGUUCUGUGGGUGUCCUGUCGUUGCUGUUGCAGCAAAGCCUGGUGGACCUGAAGCCCCAGAGUCUGAGAAUCCGCUAGGUGUUUCUGAAUUAAUUGAGGUCCUGAAGUCUCAGGCUUACCUGCCAUCAAGAGACCCCUCGGGACACUUCCUUAUGGCAGUCGACCACUGUUUCUCUAUCAAGGGUCAAGGCACAGUGAUGACAGGGACUAUUCUUUCUGGUUCUGUUAGCCUUGGUGACAAUGUGGAGAUUCCUGCCCUGAAGGUGACAAAGAAAGUCAAGUCCAUGCAGAUGUUCCAUACUCCUGUGACUUAUGCUAUGCAGGGCGACAGAGUAGGUGUCUGUGUAACCCAGUUUGAUCCCAAACUGCUAGAACGAGGCCUGAUUUGCACCCCAGAAUCACUUCACACCAUCCAUGCUGCAAUAAUUUCCCUGAAGAAAAUCCAGUAUUUUCGAGGAGCUCUUCAGACCAAGGCCAAGUUCCAUAUCACAGUUGGUCAUGAAACAGUUAUGGGAAGAGUGAUGUUUUUCAGUCCAGCCCCUGCUGACUUCAAUGAAGAAAUUCAAGAAAAUGUUUUUGAUUUUGAAAAAGACUAUCUUUAUCAAGAGGAAUAUUUGUCCAAGGACUCAAAUUCUUCAGAGGAGAACAAAGAAAAUGACCAGGCAGGAGAAGUCCAGCUCCCAAGACAACAGUGGGCUUUGGUAGAGUUUGAGAAGCCAGUCACUUGUCCUAAACUGUCCCUUGUGAUCGGCUCCAAGCUGGAUACAGAUAUUCAUGCAAAUACCUGCAGGUUGGCAUUCCAUGGGGUACUGCUACAAGGCACGGAAGACAAGAACUAUACGGAGACUUUCCUUCCGAAGCUGAAAGUGUACAAACUGAAGCAUAAAGAAGGACAAGUGGAAAGGGUGAUGGACGAUUACAGCGUGAUUGGUCGUUCGUUGUUCAAAAAGGAAACAAACAUCCAGAUUUUCGUGGGUCUAAAAGUCAAACUGUCUACAGGAGAAGAUGGAAUAAUAGAUGGUGGUUUUGGACAAAGUGGCAAAUUUAAAAUCCGAAUUCCAGAUGGGCUGAAACCAGAUACCAAGAUGCUUCUCACUGUUGCCUCCAAGAAGAAAUCUAAGGCAGGGAAGGGGGAUACAACCAAAGAGGAUGAAAGCAGCAAGAAUGAUGCAGCCCAACCUGUUACUAUCUCUCUUCUCUUUAAAAGAUAUGUCUUUGACAUGCAGAAGAAAAUGAUUCAAUCCUGA
Molecule: messenger RNA, 1454 nt
Organism: Phaethon lepturus (White-tailed tropicbird)
Lineage: Eukaryota; Metazoa; Chordata; Aves; Phaethontiformes; Phaethontidae
Gene: EEFSEC
Product: eukaryotic elongation factor, selenocysteine-tRNA-specific
Exons: 6
Biological process (GO): selenocysteine incorporation
Molecular function (GO): GTP binding; GTPase activity; translation elongation factor activity
Source: RefSeq, a predicted model, not a curated record